UUCGUGUUGCAUGUACGCGUGCGCUCCUUCGUCUGUCUUCGGCGUUUAUGUUUGUGUGCGUGUGCUUGAGUCUGCUUUACCGAACCGGAUUAGCGCGUUUGUUACGGUUCCGGCCCGCUGAGGCGCGCGACAUGGCGGCGGCCUCAAACUCGAGCCCGAACUCAAAUCCCGGCCGGAGCUCAGGUUCGAGUUCAGGCGCGAGCCCGGAGGAGGCGCACCGGUCCGCGGCGGCGGCGGCGGCUCUGGCGAGUGACGGUGAACCGGAGGAGGCCGAGCAGUUCUCCUCAGCGCUGCACUGCUCGGAGCUCGCGCGGCGACAGAACGAGCAGAGAAAACUCGGACUCUUCUGCGACGUCACGCUCGCGUUCAGCGGCUCGCGAGGCGGAGGAGAGGGCGCGGGCUGCGGGUUCGAGCUCGGUGCGCACCGAUCCGUGCUCGCAGCCGCCACCGAUUACUUCACCCCGCUGCUCGGGGGCCAGUUUGCGGAGUCCGUGUCGCGGCGCGUGGAGAUGAAGGAGUGGAGCAGCGAGACGGGGCCCGAGCGCGAGACCGUCGAGAGUGUCGUGCAGUUCAUGUACACCGGAGAGAUCCGCGUCAGCACGAGCAACGUGCACGAGGUCCUGGAGCUCGCGGACAGGUUCCUAUUGGUGCAGCUGAAGGAGUUCUGUGGUGAUUUCCUGAAGCGGAAGCUGAGCCUGACGAACUGUGUGGCCGUACACAGCCUGGCACACAUGUACACAUUGGAUCAGCUGGCGUUACGCGCUGCUGAAAUGAUACGCCGCAACUUCCACAGGGUGAUCCAAGACGACGAGUUCUACACACUCCCAUUCCACCUGGUGCGUGAUUGGCUGAGUGAUGCCGAGAUCACGGUUGACUCAGAAGAGGUUUUGUUCGACGCUGUUGUUAAGUGGGUGCGUCGUGGCAGUGAGGACCGCGAGCGGCACUUUGAGGAGCUUUUCCGUCUCCUUAGGCUGCCUCAGAUCAAGCCCACUUACUUGACAAGGGUGGUAAAGAAUGAGCCACUCGUGGCGCGGAACGAGGCGUGUCUCAAACUCGUCUCGGAUGCUGUGGAGAGUCACGCCAUCCGUUUUGAAAACCAUAAAAAGUCAGCGUCUGAUUCGGAAUUCUGGGCCGCUUUUCAGCCUCGAUUUGGACAAAACAUGGACGUCAUCAUGGUGGUCGGUGGUGUUUCAGAAGGAGGCGACUAUUUGAGUGAGUGUGUCGGGUAUUUCGUGUACGAAGAUCGUUGGGUGAACCUUCCACAUAUCCAUAAUCACCUUGAUGGCCAUGCAAUCGCAGUUACAGAUUCGUACGUCUAUGUCGCAGGAUCAAUGGAGCCUGGAUUUGCCAAAACGGUGGAAAGAUACAAUCCGAAUCGCAACACUUGGGAGCAAGUGAGCAAUCUUACGACCCGUAAGCACUCGUUUGGCCUGACGUGUGUCAAAAAUAUCCUCUACAGCAUUGGAGGGCAUGGGAAUUUCAGCCCAGGAUUCAAGGAUGUCAGCGUUUAUGAACCGGAGCAGGACAAAUGGCACAAUUUGGAAUCGGCACCAAAAAUUUUGCGAGAUGUGAAAGCAAUUAGCGUCGAAGAUCGCUACGUUUACGUAACGGCGAGGACACCUGUGGAUACAGACAAUGAUGACGGGCUCAAGACAGUGACGACGCGCUACGACACCGAGAGUCGCCAGUGGCAAGAAGUUGAUUCUUUGCCCCUGAUUGACAAUUACUGCCUCUUCCAGAUGGCUGUGGCGUCCACAAAUUUUUACCACACCGCAUCCUGCUGUCCGAGAAGCUACACCAAUGUCCGAGAUGAAGCCGUUCGGCAGAAAAUUAGUGCUCGAAUCUCAGAUGAGAUUCUUGAAAGCCUGCCUCCGGAGGUCACCAGCGUUGAAGGAGCCGCCGUGUGCUUCCUCGGAGACGACGUGUUUGUCAUCGGUGGUUGGAAAAACAGCGAUGAUGUGGACAAGCAGUACCGAAAAGAGGCGUACCGGUACUGCGCUGAGAGGAAGCGAUGGAUGCUGCUUCCUCCAAUGCCACAGCCUCGUUGCCGGGCGACCGCGUGCCAUGUUCGAAUCCCCUACCGCUUCUUGUAUGGGUGCCAGAGGUAUCCGAUGCCACAGAAUUUAGCGCGACAGCGAGACCGGAUGCAGCAGAUGCAGCAGCUUCAUCGGCGCACCCUCACCCUGCGCAGGCAGCUGCAGUCCCAGAUUGAAUGCUGAAGGAAUAAACAAUAUUGGGAGCUUUUUGGGUCCAAGCUGAAGGAAGAGCCACCAGGUUGUGAUGAGGAGCUGCUGUGAUUUUGUGAAUACCUUUAACAUCUUUUCAUCCAGCUUUCAUCUUUUCACUGGGGAAAUGGAUAUCAGCAACUUUGUGUGUUGAGAGUAAUGGCAGUGCUGGAAAAAGUCCUCCAGGUCACUUGCGGGUGCAGAUGAACAAAGAGACAUGAUAUUGUUUCUGCCAUUUUCAUUGUGUAUUAACGCUUCUGUGUAAAUAUUUUUUUUUUUUUGGGGGGGGGGGGGGUCCUGUAUGAAAGUCCUCAUGUCCACUGGGGGUGUCGAUGAACAAUGAGCUCUAAAUAACAUUCUACCAUUACGGGUUUCAUGUUGUGUUCUGUAUAUGAUUUGUCAAGCUUUUUGCAGAGACCAAACAAUAUAAAUAUUUUGUCACUGAUUAAUUUUAAGGAGUUGAAAACUCUCAAUAUUGAGAGGCAAGCACCAGUGGGUUUUUCAGCAAAUUCAUAAACAACCAUGACUAAACCUCUAUACAUAGCUUGAGCUUUUUUUUUUUUUUUGCGCUUAAAGGUCAAGAGAUGGUGAGUUUAAAGCCUGAUGAUGUCACUGUUGUCCAACUACAUUUAUGUACAGCAUCGCUUCCUGUGAAUGUUUAGGCCCCGACCCCAAGAUUAGCGCCUGUAUAGUGUUUGAUGGCUGUUCAAAACAUGUAAGGUUUUCAUGUUAAAUGCUUCUAGUGAUUCCAGUAAGUCCAUGAAACGUGCAAUAUAAAGUACUUAUUUAACUCUCAGGCUGUAGUUUUCUUGGUUAAAAUCAGUUUCUGCUAAGAAUUUGAGCUUAUUUAUAUCCUCUACUGGGAGGUGUUUCAUAAUUCACCCGCCAUAGAUUAUUUUCUACUCAUGUCUGAUGCUCAAAAAGUCCUCUAGGCCACUAGAGGGCAAUGAAGAAUAAACAACAUUCAGCCAUUACGGAAGCCACUGUAAACUUGAACCAUUUUGCAUUUUGCUGUAUGUUCAGACCUGCCAACUGCCACUCAAGUUUUAGUUUAAAUGUAGUAGAUAAUAAAGUUCACAUGCAAAGUGGUACCAUUAAAACCCCUCUGUAUAUAAACACACUCCAAUUUCUACCUUAGAAAAGUGAUUGUGAAGGAUCUGUAUCAGAAAUAUAUGGUGUAAUACUACACGUUAUUUCUCUUUUUGGUUGGCAUGUCUGAAUAUUUGAUGUUUCUUUUUUCUUGAGUGUAAGUUAAGGGGCGGGGUUUGUAUUGAAGUGUGUGUGUGUGUAAGUAAUAUUAACUGUAUUAUAUAAUGACUGCUCCCGAGGUCACGUAUAUUGUUCGUAUCAUUGUGAGUUUUGUAUAGGUUGGAUAUAUGAGGUGUCGCUUUAUCGGCUUGCUUCAGUAUUUGCCUUAAAUUUUCCAGAUGUUUUGUCACAAAUGAAGAAUCAGCAUCGUUGUCAGUGAUUAUCUGCUUCACUGUGAGACAAUUAUCACUUUUCAGUAUAUUGUAUCUUCAUUUAUAUAAUUUUUCAACAAGUCAGCUAUGCAUAGCUGCAGCAGAUAAGCUUUGCUAAUUAUUCUACAACCAAAAUGUAAUUUUUUUUUUUUUUUUACUUGCAUGUGUAGCGUCUUCUUGCACUUUGCCACAUUUCUGACUUGCAUAUUUUUGUUUCUUCACUAGGUUCUGCACUUGAAACUUGAAAAGCACUUCUAAGGGAGUCAUUAGUGGUAAUAAGGCGGUGUUCCAAUACAACCUUAUCGACCUUGUUUACUUCAUUUAUUUACGUCUCCUUGUUCAUGUUAAUUGCAGAUCCAUUAGUUUAUAACCUUUACUAACCCAUAAGACAUUUGCUCCCUUUUCAUAGGCACUGCUUCCUUCAAAAUGGCGGAUGAAGUCUAAACAGGAUCGGUAUCGUACUUCAGUCUUAGUGUGUUUGGGUUUUGUGUCUGUCCUGACUAUGAUCCUGCUAAUCGCCAUAUCUGGUAGUUAGCAAGCUAAGAGCAAUAUUUUAUGUAAUAUUUAAAAAAAAAUUUUUUUAGAUAACAGGUGAGAUGAGGACGUUACUUUCUUCAUUGCUUUCUUUAUUUUGCUAGUUAGCAUGAAGGCUAAUGGGUGAGCCGAUACACGUCUGUAGAGAUACCGUUAGAAGGAAACUCCAGGUCACCGAGGCCGUGUUCUUCAGCGUACAGAACGCAGUGCGGAGUUUAAGCAAAAAGGGGCCAUUACAGUCAUUUAUUGUCUAACCGUGUUAUAUGAUGGUGAUAUUUUCUACCUCACUGCUUCCUCACACUGAUAAGAAAUCCUGAUCAUCUCAUUAUUACGAGAUAUCUAUUGUUACAAGAACAGUGUCUCGCAACUGCAAAAAAAAUGUAUUAUGUGAAAUGUUAUUAAACAGCUCUUUAUUACUAGAACAGUAUCUUUUUAUUUCGAGAACAUUUUAUUAUGAGAAAAGCAUCUUAUUACUAGAUGAAACCUACAAGAGAACAUUUCAUUAUUACAAGAAUACAAUUAGUUAUGAGGGGACAUUUCAUUACUACAAUAAAACUCAACAUUUCUUGAUAAUGAAAUAUUUUCUUGUAAUAAUGAGUUGCGUAUUUUGUUUUGGGGUUUUUUUGUGUAGUAGCAAGAUUCUUUUCUUGUAAAAGAUUCGUAUCUGAUAAUAACAAGAGGCUAAUGUUAAAUUUGUUUUCUUGCGUGGCAGAAAUACGCUUUUAUACAUAAUUCCCAUGGUAGUUUUUAAUUUUUAUUGUCCCACACUGUGUGUGAAAUGUGGUGUGAAACUUCUUUUUUCUGUUCAGCAUAAUCAAGUGAUAAAUCAGCUCCUGUACUUGUUUAAUAUAAUUUUUAUCAUGUAUUAUUGUUCGUCUGAGUGAUUGUAAAUAUUACAUUCCAUCAGUGUUUGUGUCUCCACAUGCACCCACACUUUUUUGCCAUUUAAAUAUUUAAUUUGAUUCAUGAGUCACAAAUCUAUUCCUUUUGUUCACGUUCUUUUCUUUUGCAAUGCCAGUGUAAGAAUGUUUUGUUUGUUUUGUUUUUAUUUUUAGCAUCUGAUUUUUAACAGCUGUGACUUUUUAUGGAGGUUCUGAUAGAAAAACAAUCUGACUCGAGAAGUUCAUCAGUCUUAUACAGCAGACCGCGAAGACCAGGAGUUAUUUUUAUUUAUUCUGUCCUCUAAUCUCAAGAUCAUGACUUAAUAUUUCUUCUCGUGAUCUCAAUAUAACAAAAAAUACAAUUGUCAGUAUACAUAUUUUGAAAUAAUAUAAAAAUUAAACAUUGCUGCUACAUUGAAAACACUUGCUACAUUAAUGCUAUACCAAGACAGUCACUGUCACUAAACGUAUCUUCGUUAGCUAUGAUCACAGUAUAAAAGUAUUAAAUGAAUCAUGUAUUCAAUGAAUUGUUGCACUGAGUUGUAGCUGAACAUUUAGAGAAACUAGCUAGAUCAGUGUCAGGACUUGAACACCACCAACAUCCACAUCAGGUGAGAAGUGUAAAGUGAUUUACAAAUAUUGUGCAUUUUGUUUAAAAGUGGUCAUUAGUGUCCUUUGAACAAAAUCAGUCAUUUGUCAGUAAAACAAGGUUUGUUAUCUUGAGAUCAUAGAACAGAAGAGUAACUCAUGGCCUCUGAGGAUUUCUAUUAUUGCCAUGUUUGCCUGAAUGAAUAAUGUUUAUUAUUAUUAAUCUCAAGCUGCAAAUAUUUUCAAACUGAUGUGCUGAUAUUGUGAGCUAUGGUAGAAAUAUAUGUACAUCUAUUAUCGCUGAAAUGUUUUACACUCCAGCUGAAAUAACCGAGCUUGUGGGAAAAUAUUCAACAUUAUAUUAUACUAGUGCACUAAACGUCUUUUAAGCAUUCUUAUUGAGACUUUGGGAUUGAUGUCUGUCUCCUGCUAUGGUGAGCAAGUCCAAAGAAGUUCCUGCCUGUGAGAGAAGUGUGUGUGCGUGCGUGUCUGUCUGUCUCUGAAGCUAGACUAAAUGUGCCAGAUAUGUUUAGAAAAAAAGGAAAAUGAUCAUGUUGAUACUUCCCCCCUGUGAAAUUAAUUUAAAAUCUGUAAAGAAAGUGUGUGUGUGUAUAAUAUAUCAAUAUAUUGCAUUAUAUAUUUUGCUUUGCAUGUAUUAGCAGGAAUGCACAGCAAGAUGUGGAUUGCAAUAAAAAGAUCAAAAUUU
This is a messenger RNA of Neoarius graeffei (lesser salmon catfish), 6394 nucleotides long. RefSeq names its product kelch-like family member 11 (gene klhl11). Bases 48 to 2219 code for a protein of 723 amino acids. Gene Ontology annotation, molecular function: protein binding. NCBI's taxonomy places the organism in Eukaryota, Metazoa, Chordata, Actinopteri, Siluriformes, Ariidae. The record is from RefSeq and is a predicted model, not a curated record. The transcript has 2 exons.